GCCCCCUUUGGCGCGAAGGUUUCUUGCACGAUGGCUGCCUGAUCGAUUACAUGGGCCAAGCCCACCAUCUGGCCGCUUGCGGCCCUGUGUUUUCGCAGGAUGCUCAUCUACCUCUUCCUCCUGCAUGGCGCUUGGGGCGUGUCGGUGUCUCUGCCGAAGCCGAGCGCGGCACGGCUCGAGGUGAUGUGCGAGGCAGAGGCCAAGUCCCGACACGAGCUGCUGCAGAGUUGGGUCGCGCGCAUUUGGCAGUCCGCGGAGGACAAAGAUGUGUCUCCCUCGCGCUUUCACGAAACCGACGCGGACGGCGAGGCAAGGCGCUACACGCUGCAGGUGGACACCGAGAAGCUGAGACGGGCGGCGGGUCCCGGACGGCGGCUGGUGGUCUCCUGGACCACCGGCGGGCCCAAGCGCUGGGCCAUCGCCCACAACCUGGCGCUCUCCGUGCGCCAGAACGCGCCUCAGCUCGAGAGGAUCUUUGUGUUCAUCGCCCUGGACCCCGACGCUGUGGCACGGGCGGAAGCGGCGGGCUUUCAGGCAGUUCUGAAUGAGAACUCGACCGACCUGCAAGAUGAUAUCUGGAAGAUGCGGUGGCUCAUUCUGACCACCUGCAUCUCUAUAGGCCUGGAGGUGUUGGUGGUGGACUCAGACAUCGUCUUCCUCGCCGACCCCUUCCAGCAGUUUUUCUUCGAUUCGGACCUCGAGGCGAUGACAGACCACUUCUUCCCGGCAGAACAGCUGUGGGCAACUUGGCUGCGACCUGCCGAACACAUCAACACCGGGUUUCUCUUCGCGCGCCCCUCUCGGCGGCUUUUGGAUUUUCUGACCGAGUUCAUCGAUCUGCACUACCACGCCUACGAGGGGCCCACGCUGCGAGACGGCAUGGACCAGAGAGUCUUCAACAAGUUUGUUAUGGGCAAGAUGGAGACAUUCCCUCCGGAGGUGCUGACCCGCUAUGAGAACCUCGCCUUCCCGGGCCUGGAUUGGCAGAAUCGCACCUCCCGCUUCACCCCGCGCUCCACCUGGCGCAUCGCACAAGCGACGGCGUUGGCGCGAUCUUUGAGGGCGAUCUCUCUGCGGAUUUUGGACCCAGUUUGUAUUUCCCACGGCAUGAACUACUUCUGGCGCAAGGCAUACAAGCUGGCUCGAUGUGGCGGAGUGCCAGGGGGCGCGCCUCCGGUGGUGCACGUGAACGGCGUGGACCCCAAGAUGUACUUUCUCCGUGACAGAAACCUGUGGUAUGUGGAUGACUGGGGCGAGCGCAUGAAGGACGCCUUCUUUCUGACCUACGAGCACCCCAGGGGCCUUUCUCUGGCGGAUGACUUCGAGGUGCUGGUGGCCGCUUUGGAACUGGCCGCCUACUUUCGCAGGAGAGUGGUGCUGCCAGAUCGCAUGAACUGCGCCAACAACCCGGCAUUCCACAUCUACAAGCUCAACGAAACGAUGGCGGAUGAGCCGGGCUGCACCUACGACUACUUUGCCCAUGCCAACGGCCUCUAUGAAGUUUACUCCAGGGUAAAGCCUUAUGCGAUCGAGGCCGGGGUGGCCCGGGACGCCCGAUUCGCCAAGUUGGCUUCGGCCAGUCUGCCGACGAUGCAGGAGCUGCAAGGCGGCGUUUUGCGGGAGCAGCUGCUGAGCCUGCAGGGCAACGCGUCGGCGGUUGCCUUCGGCCCUGCCAAGGUGCUGCGGAUCUCCGAGGAUGUCCGGCUGUUGCGGGACGGCCUGCGCAGCGGCCACUUCGGGCUGCGGAUGAACGCGGAGAAGGUCUUCAGCUGCGCCUAUCAGGAGCCUCUGAUCGGCGCCAUGGCGUGCUUGGACGAGCCCUACGUGGAGGAGUUCGGUGCAGAUGCCAUGUGCGACGCGGACAGCUUCGUCACAGGCUGCGGGCCGGUGGGCAUUUGCUGCUGCUGGCCCUUCUGGGGCUGGGGCGAGAAGCUGCAGUACUUCACGGGGGUCCCCUGGGACCUGCCCUGCAACUGCGGGCUGUCUCUUUGCGAGAACUUCCAGCGCUCCGAGGAGAGCUGCUGCCGCCACGCGGGCAGCACCGCGCUGUUUCCGGUCACGGACCCGGGGGUCUUCUACUGCAAGGGCAACGGGAGUUGGUCCGGGCCGACUGGCGCUGAGGACAGCAACACCUACACCUCCCAAGCCCUCAUCGAGUUCGCCAGUUCCAAGCGAACCGCCGCCCAGAGCUUUGAGACCUGCAGCCGGGAUCGCUUGCUGCGGCGGGGCGGCGCAUUCCGCGAGACCUCCUUGCGAGAGUGCAAUCUGCAGUUCAGCGCGUACCUCUUGCGCCGGUCCAUGUGGCCGCAGCUGCGCACUUGGCUCGCCUGGGUCUUUGAAGAACGCCGCGGCUUGGGCAACUCCUCGAAGCUCAUUGCCAGCAUGGAGGGUACCUUGGCCACAGACAACACCGGCUUCUCCGCUGAGAAGCUGGCGCACGACGUAGACCAGCUGAACUACAUCGCAGCAGGAGGCGGUGAUAUUCCCCCGGAGGCGCUGCGCGCCUUCCGGCAGCUCUCGACGACCUUCAAGGAGUUUCAGGCGGGCGGCGCCCGCCGUGCUGUGGAAGAAGACUUUGCCCAGGUACGGGCCUUUUUCAACCGGGCGCUCCACGUGCCGGACUUCUCAUUUGAGCUCUCCCGCCUGGGCGACAUGACGGCCUUCGAUAUGUCAGGUGCGGCUGCCUCGCUCGAAUUGGAAGGCUUCACCUUCGUGAAGCAAGCUCUCACGGCAGAAGCGCUGGAUGUGGUGGGGCGUUGGUUGAGCCGCUCCACGGUUUUCUUCCAGCCGUCCGGCGGCGGCGUCAAGGCGCAGCUGAGGGACGGGCUCCACGAGGUGGGUCUCAGUCUGGCGCAGGAGCUGCAGCGCAAGGUGCCGGCUCUACGGCGCCAACCGCUGUUGGAUAUCGUGGCCUAUCGUGGCGCCGGGUUGCCCUGGCACUGUCCUGACGGCGUUCUCACGGUGCUCCUGAGCCUCGGGGAUCUUUCGGACAGCUCGCUACGCCUCUCACGCGGCGACGGCGACGGAGAGAUGUGCCGACAGCGGGUGGGCCCUGCGCCCGCGAUGACGCUGGAGGACUUUGCGAGGCAAGGGUCUGCCGAGCCUGGUGGGAUCGUGGACAUCCCGUAUGAGAGCAAUCUGCUGGUGAUGUGGCGUAGCCGUGGACUCUCCACCCAGCACCCGGCGUCCUAUGACGAGUUCCAGCGGCGUCCGGUGGAUCUUCUGCUGCUCUUCGGGCAGACGAAGGCUUCGGCGGACGCGGCGGGAGGCUUUGUGCCGUCCUUCGAAGGCAAAAGCGACACGUCGGGUGGCCACUACUAUGCUCAAGACCACGACCAUCGUUAGCAGCAUCACAUCUGAAGGCAUCAAGUGGACCGUGCGGACUGGUGCUGCUGGCUGCGCAGACAUGCCGAACUGCCAGGAUUCGAUGUGAGAUCCUUUGGGGGUCCAAGCAGCUUCGCCCUCCGACAUCCGCCCGACGCGUUGGAGCAGAGCAUGGCGGAUGGAUUUGUUCCACGAAUGCAGCGCGGGACGUGUUGGAUGC
Messenger RNA from Effrenium voratum, 3544 nucleotides. NCBI's taxonomy places the organism in Eukaryota, Dinophyceae, Suessiales, Symbiodiniaceae. The record is from the annotation of a GenBank genome assembly.